This is a messenger RNA of Dichomitus squalens LYAD-421 SS1, 583 nucleotides long. RefSeq lists its product as uncharacterized. The coding region runs from base 44 to 424 and encodes 126 amino acids. The transcript has a single exon. The record is from RefSeq and is a predicted model, not a curated record. NCBI's taxonomy places the organism in Eukaryota, Fungi, Basidiomycota, Agaricomycetes, Polyporales, Polyporaceae.
UGGUUUCGUAUUCUUCAGGACAACCUCCUUCCUCGAACCAGCGAUGACGUUGGGUUUGCGACUCUGGCGCUUCGUUUCUCUGGAAGACAGAGUCAUCUUCUUGAUAUUCUCUCAGGGACGACGGGAGCACUCCGCGUUGGCGAGUCUACCCUGUGCUCAGAAUCGCGUCAACUCGGACCUUGUUGUGAGCCGCUGGGUCAUCUCGCAGAAGAACGUACGGUGCACGCGCUCAUCGGGCUGCCAGUGUACGUCGUCGCAGCGUCUCGUCACAUCGUCAUCGUGGUCAGGCGACGUCCUUGACUACGCCCCCACUGACGCACUGGACGGAAGUCGCGUCUUGGUUUUCCUGCUCGAGACUGCUCGCGGCGCGGCCGCCAUCGCCCAGAAACCUCGUGAAGAACCUAGGAAGCGCCGAAUGACCUGAUCUUCCGGAAGCAUUACGUUGCGGCGACGCUACCUCCACAUUCUUGGGUCCUUUGUGCAAGCUAGAGGUGCCAGACCAAGAAUCUAGACGUGCUCGCGCCGCCGUUAAUGGCAAAAGUGGCAUACAACGCGCGUAGAUCUGGUGAGCACCAUCGCAAUG